ACGAUCUACGUAAGAUCAGUAUAACAGGAACCAUAGUCACAGAUAGUCGACGAUCUGAAACAAUUGCCAAUAUCAACAUUUGUUACUAAUAAAUUAAAUUCUAUAACGUAAAGUUAUGGCUGAGGAUACCAGCGGUGACUAUGAUGUGAUGGAAUUAUCGAAGGCGGUGGAAUUGAUUUGUAAACAGGCAAAAGAUGUACAUAUCAAUGACAUAUCGAUCAAUACACUGGCGGAGCAGGUAAUAUGUAAUGCGAUAUCAUAUUCAAAGGAAUUUUAUCUACACAAUAAUUGUUUCGUGCGUCCUCUAACAUAUGUGACCGAUACAGUUAUAAAAGCGGAUUGGCUAUUUGUGUUACAUACAUUGAAUUUUUCACUCUGGUGUCCAAAAGGUACUGAGCAAUGGGAUUGUGGAGCAGAAGGAUUUCCUGGAUUAUGUAAUGCUAUGAGACGGGCUAUUUAUGAAAAGAAGCCUAUAUGGGAUCCUAACUAUUACACAAAGAUAACACGAAAUGAGUUAGAGUAUAUUUUACGAAGUAAGAAUAGCAAAACUACCAUUCCUCUUUUAGACGAAAGACUAAAAAUUUUACAUGAUGUUGGAGAAAUUUUGUUGAAAAAAUAUCAAGGCACUUUUAUGGAAUGUAUCAAAUUAUCCGAAUACGAUGCAAAUAAAUUGUUGAAAUUACUUUUCGAUGAAUUCGAGUCAUAUCGAGACGAAGUAAUAUACAAUGGCAAAAAAGUUCGUUUUCUUUGCAAAGCGCGGUCACUAGUAGCCGAUAUAUGGGGCAUCCCUGAGAAUAAAUUUAAUCUGGAUACAAGGAAUAUGAUAUCUACGACGUUCAUUGAUUAUCGUAUUCCCCUAUUACUUUUUCGGUUUCGAAUUUUGAGUUACAGUGACACACUCUUGAAGAGAUUUGAAAAUAAUGAACCGCUUGAGUUUGGAAGCAGAGAAGAAAUUGAGAUACGUGGUUGCUCACUUUUCGUUAUGCAAAAAAUAUGCAACGAAGUGCAUAAUAGAAUAAACCAGCGUUACAAAGCAGAUGAACGUAUUUUAAAGAUAAAAUCAUUGGAUAUACCGGUUAUGGUCGAUAAUUGCUUUUUGAGAAUGAUGUUUUAUGACAAUAUAUCUUUCCAGCAAUCUCCAUUCCAUUAUAUUAAGACUUUGCAUUAUUAAAACAAUAAGCAAUAUCCAUUUUAUUAUA
Nylanderia fulva is the source of this 1199-nucleotide messenger RNA. RefSeq names its product queuosine 5'-phosphate N-glycosylase/hydrolase-like. The record is from RefSeq and is a predicted model, not a curated record. NCBI's taxonomy places the organism in Eukaryota, Metazoa, Arthropoda, Insecta, Hymenoptera, Formicidae.